Molecule: messenger RNA, 3956 nt
Organism: Mobula hypostoma (lesser devil ray)
Lineage: Eukaryota; Metazoa; Chordata; Chondrichthyes; Myliobatiformes; Myliobatidae
Product: zinc finger protein 239-like
Exons: 2
Coding region: 357-1379 (340 amino acids)
Biological process (GO): regulation of transcription by RNA polymerase II
Cellular component (GO): transcription regulator complex; PcG protein complex; chromatin
Molecular function (GO): DNA-binding transcription factor activity, RNA polymerase II-specific; RNA polymerase II cis-regulatory region sequence-specific DNA binding
Source: RefSeq, a predicted model, not a curated record
CACGCAUGCGCGCAGUACACAAAGGCCUCGCGGAACCGGCUCCAGGUUAAAAACAAUAAGGAAUUUGUCUAAGAGAAUCUCAAUCUCAACACGUCUCUGUCCAAAUAUUUAAGAAGUGCAGCAAGGGAUUCAAUCAACCGUCCUUCCUGCUCAGAGUGUGGGGAGGGAUUCACUGGGUCAUUUCAACUGAAGGUACAUCAGCAAGUUCACACUGGGACAAGGCCACUCAUCUGUCUGUGUGUGAGAAGGGAUUCAGUUGGUCAUCCCACCUGUGGACACACCAGUCAGUUCACCCUGGGUAGAGGCUGGUCAUCUGCUGAAUUUGUGGGGAAGGAUUCACUUGGUCAUCUGACUUAAUGGCUCACCAGCGAGUUCACACCGGGGAGCGGCCGUUCACCUGCUCGGACUGUGGGAAGGGAUUCACUCGGUCAUAUAAUCUGAAGGUACAUCAGAGAGUUCACAAUGGAGAGAGGCCGUUCACUUGCUCCGACUGCGGGAAGGGAUUCACUCGGACAUCCGACCUACUGGUACACCAGUCAGUUCACACUAGGGAGAGGCCAUUCACCUGCUCAGACUGUGGGAAGGGAUUCACUCGGUCAUCCGACCUACUGGUACACCAGUCAGUUCACACUAGGGAGAGGCCAUUCACCUGCUCAGACUGUGGGAAGGGAUUCACUACAUCAUCUCACCGACAGAGACACCAGUCAGUUCACACGGGGGCGAGGCCAUUCACCUGCAAAGACUGUGGGAAGGGAUUCACUCAGGCAUCUCACCUACUGAGACAUUGGUCAGUUCACACUGGGGAGAGGCCAUUCACCUGCUCUGACUGUGGGAAGGGAUUCACUCAGGCAUCUCACCUACUGACACACCAGUCAGUUCACACUGCCGAGAGGCCGUUCACCUGCUCAGUCUGUGGGAAGACAUUCACUCGGUCAUCCGACCUACAGAGUCACCAGCGAGUUCACACUGGGGAGAAGCCGUACACCUGCUUAGACUGUGGAAAGGGAUUCACGCGAUCAUCCACCCUAUUGGCACACCAGUCAGUUCACACUGGGAAGUGGCCAUUCACCUGCUCAGAAUGUGGGAAAGGAUUCACUCAGUCAUCCGAACUACUGGCACACCAGUCAGUUCACACUGGGGAGUGGCCAUUCACCUGUUCAGACUGUGGAAAAGGAUUCACUCGGUCAUCCGAGCUACUGGCACACCAGUCAGUUCACACUGGGGCGUGGCCAUUCACCUGCUGUGAAUGUGGGAAGGGAUUCGCUCGAUCAUCUCAUCGACAGAAACACCAGCGAGUUCACACUGGGGAGAGGCCAUUCUCCUGCUCAAACCUUGGGAAGAGAUCCCCUCAGCCAUCACCACCAAAUGUGCAUCACUGAGUUCACACUGGGGAGAGGCCGUUCACCUGUUGUGAAUGUGGAAGGGAUUCAGUCAGUAGUCAUACCUUGUGACACACUACUGGGUUCACACUGGGGAGAAAGUUUCAAUUGGCUGCAUGCUGGAUAUUUGUCCAUCACCAUUGCUGAAUGCAAUUUCAAGAGUGACUGUCGGUGCUGAACUCUACAAUUAUUGCUGUAUAAGAUUCCUUGAUCUGAAAAAAGCAUUUGACACCAUUGACCAUAAAUUAUUAUGAUCAAAAUUAGAAAGAUAUGGUAUUACAGGGGUGGCACAUGGCUGGUUAAGUAGUUAUUUGGAAGACAUGCAUCAGUAUGUGCAUAUAAACAACACAAAUUCAAAACUUUUGAAGGUAAUUUGUGGGGUUCCACAAGGUUAGUGCUUGGUCCAUUGCUGUUCACAUUGUAUAUAAACGAUAUAUGUAGGGUUUCUCAGACAUUAAAAUGUGUAUUAUUUGCUGAUGCUACAACUAUAUUUUGUAGUGAGGAACAUCUGAAACAACUUAUGGAUACAGUGGAGAAAGAUCUAAAAAUUAUAAAGAAAUGGUUUGAUAUUAACAAAUUAUCACUGUAUCUAAGUAAAACUAAAUUCAUAAUAUUUGGAAACUGUGUACCAAACUCAUAGAGUAAACUUGGAAUAAGUGAUGUUUAAAUUGAUAAGGUAUCUGAAACAAAAAUUUUAGGAGUGGCAAUAGAUAAUAAAUUAAGCUGGAAACCACAUAUAAAUUAUGUCAAAGUCUAUUGUAACACUGUACAAAGCGCAAGAUUUCUUAAAUCAGGAAUCUUUGUAUACAUUAUACUGUUCACUUAUAGCUCCAUACAUGACUUACUGUUUGGAGAUAUGGGGAAAUACAUACAAAACCAAUACAACUUCAAUGUUUCUACUCCAAAAGGAAGUCAUACAAAUUGUAAAUUAGGGAAGUUAUUAUGAGCCAACCAAUCCACUAUUUAUUCAACUAAACACUUUAAAAUUCAGAGAUUUUGUAGAUUUUAAAAUAAUACAAAUUAUGUAUAAAGUAAAAGAUGGACAGUUACCACAAAGUAUCCAAAGGUUGUUUAAAAUGAGAGGAAGUCAGAAUAAAUUGAGGGGAACAUGUAUAUUUCAAAAACAAAGGAUAAGAACAAAUGUAAAAAAAAAAUCAUUGUAUUUCGGUCAGAGGUGUGAAUCUAUGGAACAGUUGUAGUGAGAAUUUAAAAACAUGCACCACACUUAACAAGUUUAUAAAAUUAUUUCAAAAUAAUUUAAUGAACAAAUAUAAAAUACAUGAUUUAAAAUGAAUGGGUGUCAUGUAAAUAAAUGAUACUUGGAACUGGAUUUUGUGUUAAAAGAUAAUGAUUGUUUUUGUUUUGAUGUGAUGAUUGACACCAGAUAUCUUGUUGUAUGAGUAAGCGGGGUAGACAUAAUAAGCUGUCGGUUCAGCCUACACCCUGUCAGUCUGUUUUAAAGAAUAUCUGUGUUUUUUGUUGUAAUUUUGUCUUAUGAAAUUAUCAUUAUAAAAUCAUCAUUAAAAAUGAUGCUUUUUGUUAUGUUUGUACUGACCGAAAUAAAUUCCAUUCAUUCAUUCAUUCAUUGCUGCUGCUCACCACACCCAGUUCUGCACCCUGCUCACUGGGCAUGGGAGGACAUUCUUCUGCUGCUCAUUCCCCUUUAAUGGGACUGGAGUUUAAUAUUCUGGAUCUGAGACAAAUAAAUCAGUUCUAUUUUAAACUCUGUCUCCGGUACUUAGUGAAUUUAUAACAGAACUAGUGUACAGUAGAGAGUUAACUCAGGCCGGCUGGACCCUGCCAGUGAUUCUGUUCCACAACAGUCCUUUUAAAUCCUCCCCUGUUGCUCCCCUCUUGCUCUCCCUGUGGUGAUGGGUUCCAAACAGUCACCACUCUGUGGGUUAAGAGGUUUCCCUUGAAUUUUCUGCAGACUGAAGAAGACGAGCUGACGGCAGUUCUGUCUGAGAUAGUCUUCGCUCCUCAAAUCUCUGUGCUAAGGACGAAUGACAUUGGUAGUUAACCUCCUUAUUCAGGGCUUAUUUCCACAUUAUGGGUCAUCUUCCAUGCUUCUAAAGGGUUGUUGAAAACCACCACUGUCCUCUAAAGACUGAAAGCAGAAUGGGAAACCAUCAGUUGGAUGUUCAACGGAGCAGGGUCAGAAACCAGAGGCAGGUCUGCACAGGGCAGAGUUUGGAGCUAUGGACGAUGGGCAGGGUAAGAACGUAUGAUGAGAAUGGAAUCGGCAGCGGGGCGUGGCAACGAAUGAGAGAGUAGCAACAUUUGGAAGCUGAUUGACAGGGAAAAUAAUUCGGUUGUUGGACUGAUGACACCAGCAAUGCCCGUUGUGAGGUGCUCCACUGGUCGAGGAACAUGUGUGUGUUGGGAAUGGUUAUAUCUAUUGAGGGAGUUAUUCCUGCUUGUUUAUCCUGUAAUAUUAAAUCCAGGUGGUUAUUAUGGAUUAUCCUAGCUGAAAUAACGUAUUGAUUAUCACAAAAUUUGUAAUAUUUUGACUCUAAAACUGGAUCAGGCUUGAAUUUAUGGUUCCUUUAUGAAGUGAUGGAGGGUAUUCAUGAGUUU